AUGGACAUAUUACAGUACACAGAGAGGAAGGGAGUGCCUGCUUGGCAUGGGCACCACAUCCCAAUCACAGUACCUCAGACUGAGACAUUCCUCUACGGUCCUAUGGCAAAGAGAAAACAGCUAUGGGUCCCUUUGAUUGAGAAGGCAGUGGCAAAGCUGCAUGGCUGCUACGAAGCACUGAUUUCUGGACGUGCCAUUGAAGGAUUAGCCACUCUAACUGGGGCUCCAUGUGAGUCCCUGUCUCUCCAGCCAUCUUUGGGGUCUUCUGAGGAGAUAUUGGAGCCUGAUCUCAUCUGGGCCCAGCUGGUCUCCAGCCGUGAAGCUGGGUUUCUCAUGGGGGCCUCAUGUGGUGGAGGAAAUAUGAAAGUCUGUGAUGAAGAAUAUCGACAGAUGGGUUUGAGGCCCAGACAUGCUUACUCAGUGCUGGAUGUGCAAGAUGUGAAAGGGGAGCAGUUGCUUCGCAUGAGAAACCCAUGGGGUCAUUUCUCUUGGAGAGGAGAUUGGUCCGAUGAGUGUACAAGAUGGACCAAUGAGCUGAGACAAAAGUAUAUGCCUCAUGGAGCAGGAGAGGGAGUGUUUUGGAUUCCUUUCAAGGAUGUCCUCAGGUAUUUUGAUUGCAUCGAUAUCUGCAAGGUGCACAAUGGCUGGAGUGAGGUGCGAUUGCAGGGGCUGCUUCCACCAUGCACAUCUAGUUCCCAUUCAUCUGUUAUCAUCCUCACUGUCCUUGAGUCUACUGAGAUGGAGCUGACUCUCUUCCAAGAGGGACAGCGGUACUUUCCAUUUUCUUAUUCAGGUGCAUGCUACAAAACCCCAAAUAUUCCUGACCUCAUCAGUGCCAUUUCCACCAAACUGAAUGCCAUUAGCUUGGAUAUGUGCCAGAAAACAGUGAAUGACUUCCCCCAAUGA
This is a messenger RNA of Darwinula stevensoni, 906 nucleotides long. The record is from the annotation of a GenBank genome assembly. NCBI's taxonomy places the organism in Eukaryota, Metazoa, Arthropoda, Ostracoda, Podocopida, Darwinulidae.